GCCUCUCCUCUCAGUGCAGCUACAUGGUUUUCUGAAGGCUCUUUUGCUGUAGCUAGAGAUAAAAACUCCUUUAUGCACAUAACCAGCAACUCUCCAGUUUCUAUCUUUCCUCUCUCUCUCUCUCUGUACCUUCCCCUCCCCCACUUUGCACCAAAGAAGCCAAACUCUGGCUUGCUUUAAACAGCUUGAGGACUAAUCAGAAAGAGGAAGAAGAAUUAGUAUAUGUUGGCUAGCAAAUGUGCCCUGCCCUGACCUCUCUCUUCUUGAAAAAUAGCAGCAACACAACUUUGCAAGAAGCUUGCCUAAAGAGUAUGCACCCUGCGAAUGGAGUGCACUUUUAGCACCAUCCUGGGUAUCCCAGUUUACUCUGCAGCUCUCUCAACUGAAGGACUGAUAGAUUGGAUUUACUGAAGACUUGGAUUUCGCUUCUGAGAGAAAACACAAAGGAACCCUAAACUGUGAAGCUUGAAGGCAGCAGGCUGGGCAUACUCUGAUAUUGCAGCAUAAGAAGCAGUGGCCAUAAGAAGGGACAUUCGUGAAGGGAACUGCAGUACCAAAAAGAGGAACCAAGAGGACAGUCCUAAAGAACAUGGAUGGAGUCGGAAAUCAGACAGUAUCUUCUGUCAGUAAUAACAUAUGCCAGAACACUAUUGAUGAGUUCCGCAAUCAAGUGUACUCUACAUUGUAUUCUAUGAUCUCUGUUGUGGGUUUCUUUGGCAAUGGCUUUGUGCUGUAUGUCCUGAUAAAAACGUAUCAUGAGAAAUCAGCCUUCCAAAUAUACAUGAUUAAUUUAGCAGUGGCAGAUCUCCUGUGUGUAUGCACACUGCCUCUCCGUGUGGUCUAUUAUGUUCACAAAGGCAUUUGGCUCUUUGGUGACUUUUUGUGCCGCCUCAGCACCUAUGCCUUAUAUGUCAACCUCUACUGUAGUAUCUUCUUUAUGACAGCCAUGAGCUUUUUCCGGUGUGUUGCAAUUGUUUUCCCAGUCCAGAAUAUUAAUUUAGUUACACAGAAAAAAGCCAGAUUUGUAUGUGUUGGAAUUUGGAUUUUUGUGAUUUUGACCAGUUCCCCAUUUUUAAUGGCCAAAACUUACCAAGAUGAGAAAAACAAUACCAAGUGUUUUGAGCCUCCACAGGACAAUCAAGCAAAAAAAUAUGUUUUGAUCUUACAUUAUGUGUCAUUAUUCAUUGGCUUCAUCAUCCCUUUUGUCAUUAUACUUGUCUGUUACACAAUGAUCAUUUUGACCUUACUAAAAAAUUCAAUGAAGAAAAAUCUGUCAAGUCGUAAGAAGGCCAUAGGAAUGAUCAUAGUUGUAACAGCUGCCUUUUUAAUCAGUUUCAUGCCAUAUCAUAUUCAACGUGCACUCCACCUUUAUUUUUUACACAAUGAAACUAAAUCUUGUGAUUCUAUCCUUAGAAUGCAGAAGUCGGUGGUCAUAACUUUGUCUCUAGCUGCAUCGAAUUGUUGCUUUGACCCUCUCCUAUAUUUCUUUUCAGGCGGGAACUUUAGGAGAAGGCUGUCUACAUUUAGAAAGCAUUCUUUAUCCAGCAUGACUUACAUGCCCAAGAAGAAGGCCUCCUUGCCAGAAAAAGGAGAAGAACUGUGUAAAGAAUAGUUUGAAACCAUCUCCAAUGCAAACCAAUGAGAAGAAUUUCCCAAACAUUUCCCCAAAUCCCUUACAGUAAAAAUUAAAAUUUCCAUUAAUAUA
This is a messenger RNA of Jaculus jaculus (lesser Egyptian jerboa), 1705 nucleotides long. RefSeq names its product cysteinyl leukotriene receptor 1 (gene Cysltr1). Lineage: Eukaryota; Metazoa; Chordata; Mammalia; Rodentia; Dipodidae. Gene Ontology annotation, molecular function: leukotriene receptor activity. Gene Ontology annotation, biological process: G protein-coupled receptor signaling pathway. The coding region runs from base 590 to 1612 and encodes 340 amino acids. The record is from RefSeq and is a predicted model, not a curated record. The transcript is spliced from 3 exons. Gene Ontology annotation, cellular component: plasma membrane.